CUCACAAUUACCUGUGUUACUAAUGUGAACGCGCGGUCGUGAGAGCACAUGCCACGUUUACUGAAGAAAGACCAGAACCAGAACCAGAUCUGUAGUGAACUGAAGUGAACUGAAGUUUUUUUUUCCGUCAGACUCGUCCAGCACAAAGUCCGGCAGGUGAUUUUCAACCAGACCCGGGUUUGGACCUCACACGAGACAGUCAGGAUGCACUUGUUGUCCUCCAGCUUCAUCGUCCUCCUCUUCCUCCUCCUGUCCUCUUCCUCGCUGCUCCGCACAGUCAGUGGUCUGGACGCUGUCCUCGGUCAGUAUGGAGAAACUCUGGAGAUCCCCUGCAACAACGGAGUGGUUAAAGCAGACGACGUCCUCCUCAUUAAGUGGAAAUAUGACAAAGGAGAAGGACUUUCAGGAGACCUGCUGGUCAAACAGAAGGACCAGAACCUGUCCAUCAUCGCCACAGACGAAUACAUGGGCCGGGUCAACAUGGCGUCCAACGCCAGCCUGCUGCUGUCCUCGUCCACGUUGAGAGACCAGAGGACGUUCACCUGCAUGGUGGUGGCCGGAGCCGACAUCGCCGAGUACCCCGUCAACGUGUUAAUCUCCAAGACACCAGCAGCUCUGGAGAUUUCUGACAAAGCAGAGGAACUGGAGAUCGGAAAAGUCAUGAAGUUGGGAACAUGCGUUGCUAAAGAUGCUAAUCCAGCUGCAAACAUCACGUGGUUGAAGAACAACAAACCUCUGGAGUCAGACAGCAAACGCGUUUCUGUGGUGGUGUCGGAGCAGGUGGAUCCUCUCAGCGGUCUGUUCACCACCUCGUCCACUCUGAAAUACUCGGCUGAGAAAGAGGACGCAGACGCAGAGUUCAGCUGCACGAGUGAGAGUGUGGGUCAGAGGUCGUCUGCUGUGACCUUCACCAUCACCUACUCCACAGAGAACAUCGUUCUUGAAGUCCUUUCUCAGGAUCCUCUGGUUGAAGGAGACAACGUGACUCUGAAAUGUAUCGCAGACGGAAACCCACCUCCGACCAGCUUCACUUUCCACCUGAAGGGAGAAACGGUCAAAGUGGAAAACACAGACACGUUCACCAUCAUCAACGUGUCACGUGAAACCAGCGGUGAAUACAGAUGUUCUCUCAUCGACAAACCAGAGCUGCAAGCUUCUGAGAACGUCCUCGUCCACUACCUCGACGUCACUUUAAAUCCAUCUGGAAAUGUUGUGAAAAAAGCUGGUGAAGACAUGAACGUGUCUCUGCUCAUCGAAGCUUCUGGAGAAACCGUGGUCUCCUGGACAAAGGAUAAAAUCAAACUGGACAAGGAGCCUGAAUUCACCACGCUGACCUUUUCUCACUCUGGUCUGUAUGAGAGCAAAGUGACGAUGGGACAACUGAGUCGAGACGCUUCGUUUCAGCUGCGCGUUCAAGGUGCUCCAGUCAUCACACAGUUGUCCAAACAGCGUGGUGAAGACGGACAACACAAGGUGUUGACGUGUGAAGCUGAAGGUUUCCCUGAACCUGCAGUUUCCUGGAGCAUCAACGGAUCCUCGCCUGAAGAACAGAGUUCUUUCAUCGAUGGAAAAAUCAGUCACAGACUCACGGUCGUUCCUUCAGUGAAUCUCACCGUGUUCUGCACCGUCGUCAACGAGUUUGGAAGCGACAGCAAAUCAAUAAUCGUCUCGUCCUUAUUUGUUGUGGAGGUGAGAAUGGAUAAACAAGAUCAGUCAGAGGACAGAGGUCAGAUGAAGAUGGCGGUGGGCGUGGUCGUUGGACUCCUCCUCGCCACGAUGGUCGUCGCUCUCAUUUACGGGAUCUACGUCAAGAAAUCCAAACAGGGUAGCUGGAAAACUGGUGAGGAGAACUGUUCCUCUGAGGAGGAGAAGAAGCUGGAGGAGAAGGUGGAGGAGAGCAGUGAGAAAGCUGAGGUGUAGAUAAAG
This is a messenger RNA of Solea solea (common sole), 1926 nucleotides long. Its product is annotated as CD166 antigen homolog A-like. Lineage: Eukaryota; Metazoa; Chordata; Actinopteri; Pleuronectiformes; Soleidae. Gene Ontology annotation, cellular component: cell-cell junction. The record is from RefSeq and is a predicted model, not a curated record. The coding region runs from base 205 to 1920 and encodes 571 amino acids. Gene Ontology annotation, biological process: cell-cell adhesion. The transcript is spliced from 15 exons. Gene Ontology annotation, molecular function: cell adhesion molecule binding.